This is a messenger RNA of Ipomoea triloba (trilobed morning glory), 843 nucleotides long. RefSeq names its product serotonin N-acetyltransferase 2, chloroplastic. Lineage: Eukaryota; Viridiplantae; Streptophyta; Magnoliopsida; Solanales; Convolvulaceae. Gene Ontology annotation, cellular component: cytoplasm. The record is from RefSeq and is a predicted model, not a curated record. Bases 103 to 699 code for a protein of 198 amino acids. The transcript has a single exon. Gene Ontology annotation, molecular function: N-acetyltransferase activity.
UUUGCUAACCAUAGAUAGAGUGACAGAGCCCUCAUCACCAUCUACAAACCACCCAUUUACUGUUGUGCAAAUUAAAAAGAUCGAUCAUAUCAGCCAUGAAAAAUGCUUCUCUAUAACACCAUUAUUUCACCUCGCCAUCUUCACACCCACUUCACUCUCAAACCCACCACCCCCCGCCCCUACAAAACCCGCCUCGCCGUCGUAGCCCAGCAACAACAACCCCUAACCGCCGCCGCGAAAUUCUCCAUCUCCGAUGAGGAGCUCCAGUCCCGAGGCUUCAACCUCCACACCACCUUCACCGACCUCAACCUAGACCACCUCAACUCCGUGUUCGCCGCCGUGGGGUUCCCCCGGCGCGACACCGCCAAGAUUCAGGUGGCGUUGGAGCACACCGACGCGCUGCUGUGGGUGGAGCACCAGAAGGCUAAGCGGCCGGUGGCGUUUGCUCGAGCCACCGGCGACGGCGUCUUCAAUGCUAUCAUUUGGGAUGUGGUGGUGGACCCCAGCUUCCAAGGGAUUGGCCUCGGGAAGGCUGUGAUGGAGAGGAUCGUCACCAAGCUGUUGGAUAAGGGUAUUACUAACAUUGCCCUCUACUCGGAGCCCCGGGUUCUCGGGUUUUAUCGCUCCCUGGGUUUUGUAGCCGACCCGGAUGGCAUUAGGGGAAUGGUGUAUUCAAGAAAACAAAAAAAGAAAAGGUGAUUAAUUUUUAUUUUUUUUUUGAACCCCACAAUUGUACUCACCUCACAUUUCUGAUAUGUUACAAGCAAAGGUUUUUCGCAUUUUAUUUUAUUUUUGGAUUGAAAAACAACAAAUUUUUAGUAUACUUUUAAGUGACGAGGAAAA